AUGCCCAUUCCGCCUGGCGGGUGUCAUUUCCCUCAUGCUUUCCAAAAGAACUCAAGUCGCUCAGAUGCCUUACCUGUUAGCCAGGACGUGGACGAGUCAGGACCCUCUGCACCGCGAGUGGAGAAGGAGCAGCCCAACUUCAACGUGUCGGGAGCUCUGGCGGCAGAUCAGAAUACCUUCAAGGGCGUAGUACUGAAAUACAGUGAGCCUCCAGAAGCACGAAAGCCAAAGGAGCGAUACCGGCUGUACGUAUUUAAAGGGAAGGAACAGAUAGAUCUGCUACAUAUACAUCGCCAAAGCGCAUUCCUUCUCGGUCGUGAUCGCGUGGUUGCAGACAUACCCGUCGACCACCCCUCAUGUUCGAAACAACAUGCCGCCAUACAGUAUCGUCAGAUAGUCGAAACAGAUCCGCUGGGACAAGUCACGAGGACUGUGAAACCUUACAUCAUCGAUCUGGAUUCGGCUAAUGGAACGUUCAUCAACAACAGCCGGAUUCCGGGAUCGCGUUAUGUGGAGCUGAAGGUUGGCGACACGAUCAAGUUCGGUUUCAGCAGCCGGGACUACGUGCUGUUGAGCGAGGAGGUGGCCGAUUGA
Molecule: messenger RNA, 594 nt
Organism: Fimicolochytrium jonesii
Lineage: Eukaryota; Fungi; Chytridiomycota; Chytridiomycetes; Spizellomycetales; Powellomycetaceae
Product: SMAD/FHA domain-containing protein
Exons: 5
Coding region: 1-594 (197 amino acids)
Biological process (GO): mRNA splicing, via spliceosome; maintenance of RNA location
Cellular component (GO): nucleus
Molecular function (GO): protein binding; mRNA binding
Source: RefSeq, a predicted model, not a curated record